AAACCCAGGCGGCUGUGGCCCGCUUCAGUUGUUUGAAUUGACGUUUGACAGUGAAAAAAUCUCGUGCAAAAACCAAAAUGUCCGAAGCUCAUUUCGACGAAUAUGAACAUUACAACUUCUUGUACGACAAGCACAUCUACAGCGGCCACAGUGGCAAGCAAAGGAGCAAGAAGGAGGUCAGCGAGCACACGAACCACUUCGACCCCAGCGGACAUUCCAGAAAAAUCGUCACCAAGAUGAUGAACACGGAACAGAAUAGAAGGGCGAAGCACUGAUCUCGAAUCCCCAAUCUGUGAUUUUCCAAAGACGUUCAGUGGCGAGUUUUGAGGAUUUUGUGAUUUUGUUUGACACCUCGGUAGAAGACAUUGCUUUCAUGAUAUUGUUGUGUUGAUAGAAAUGGUGUUGACGCGAUGAUUAUAUUAAAUUAUUGUUAGUUUUUCGAGUAUUGUAUUUUUUCAAUAAAUACUGUACACCUGA
Tribolium castaneum (red flour beetle) is the source of this 477-nucleotide messenger RNA. RefSeq lists its product as uncharacterized. NCBI's taxonomy places the organism in Eukaryota, Metazoa, Arthropoda, Insecta, Coleoptera, Tenebrionidae. The record is from RefSeq and is a predicted model, not a curated record. Gene Ontology annotation, biological process: regulation of transcription by RNA polymerase II; negative regulation of cell cycle; negative regulation of cell population proliferation. The transcript has a single exon. Gene Ontology annotation, cellular component: nucleus. Bases 78 to 275 code for a protein of 65 amino acids.